AUGGAGGGACAAUCAAGGUCACAGCCAAAGACCAGAGCUGCUAAGGUGAAGGAUAGCAGGCCCAAGAGGACAUCCUGUAUGUCCUUACAGGAAAUGGUGGAGUUGGUGGAGAUAAUGGAGCGGCAGGAUUAUGACUCAGGACAUAUGAGCAGAGGAACAUCAGGAAGGACCGGAUCCUGGAUGAAGUGGUUCAGAGCUUGCAGGCCAAGUUCAAGGUCACCAGGUCCAAAGACCAGUUACGAAAACGGUGGUCAGAGGAGUGUUGAGCGUAGGAGCCAGGGCAGCGAGGGUGCUUCUGAGGUGGCCAUGGAGCAAGCUGUUGUGGAGGAGGCUGACGUUGUGGUGGAGGUUGUGGACUCCUCUUUGUCCUCUUCUUCUGCUUACAACCGCCAGCACUUCCAGCUAGAUUUGUGGAAGCCAGAUCUUAUAGAAGAAAUUUAUACAGGAAGAGAAAUACAUGUUCGGGUCCCAUCUACCUAUCUCCAGCGCAUGAAAGAAAACCUUGGUCAGCAAAAUAUUCCAUUUACGAUCCUGAUUGAAGAUGUACAGAUAUUAAUAGAUAGAUCACUUGGAGGUCGGAGCAGAGCAAGGGCAAUAUCUCUGGAAACCUACAACUAUACUAUGUAUCAUCCAAUGAAUGAGGUUUAUGAGUGGAUGAAACAGGUUACAGAUAAGCACGGCGAUUUAGUGUCCCAUCACCUUCUUGGACAUACCUAUGAAAAAAAUCCAAUCCAUUAUUUAAAAGUUGGACUUCCAUCGCAGAAGACGAAGACAGUUAUAGUUAUGGAUUGUGGAAUUCAUGCACGGGAGUGGAUUUCCGUAGCUUACUGCCAGUGGUUUGUUAAAGAGCUUAUUGCAAGAUACAAGAAUGAUGAUUUGCUGAACAAGCUUCUAAAACAAGUUGAUUUCUAUGUCAUACCUGUCCUAAAUAUUGAUGGAUAUAUUUACAGCUGGACAGAUGAACGUCUUUGGAGGAUGAACCGCUCACCACAAAAUGGGACUUGUUUUGGAGUGGAUCUAAACCGUAAUUUUGAUGUAAAAUGGUGUGAGACAGGUGCAUCAACAGACUGUGAAAGUAUAACUUUCUGUGGGCCAUCCGCUGCUUCUGAGCUGGAAACAAAAGCGCUGGUCACUUUGGUAGAAAGGCUCAAGCCAAAUAUUCUUAUGUAUCUCACGAUGCACUCAUAUUCCCAAUUGAUUCUUCUUCCAUAUGGAUACACAAAUCUCCCAUCUGAAAAUCAUGAGGAAAUGGCAAGAAAAAGUUGGAAAAAAGGCAGCUGA
Nanorana parkeri is the source of this 1281-nucleotide messenger RNA. RefSeq names its product carboxypeptidase O-like. The record is from RefSeq and is a predicted model, not a curated record. The transcript has 11 exons. Gene Ontology annotation, molecular function: zinc ion binding; metallocarboxypeptidase activity. The coding region runs from base 1 to 1281 and encodes 426 amino acids. Lineage: Eukaryota; Metazoa; Chordata; Amphibia; Anura; Dicroglossidae. Gene Ontology annotation, biological process: proteolysis.